Messenger RNA from Microthlaspi erraticum, 1230 nucleotides. The record is from the annotation of a GenBank genome assembly. NCBI's taxonomy places the organism in Eukaryota, Viridiplantae, Streptophyta, Magnoliopsida, Brassicales, Brassicaceae.
AUGGGUUGCUUUCUGGGUUGUUUCGGUGGUCGGAAGAAUCGCCGGCGUCAGCAACGUAGAGAAUCUGAUCAGGCUCCAGCAAACAAACUUUCAGUGGAAUCUGCAAAACCUGAUCAUCUGAAUGAUAGAGUCCCUACAGUUGAGGAAAUCCCGAAAAACUCUGUGAUUCCAAUCACUGAUAUUUGUGACGAGGAUGAAGAGAAAUGCACUCCAAGUCCUAAUAGGAAGAGAGUCACUUUUGACUCUAAAGUCAAAACUUAUGAACACAUUGUGCUACAAGAAUCUGUUGAACUCCUGGAAGAGGAUAAAGAAGAGGUCAAACCCGAUGAGAUGUCCCUAAAUUCAAGCAAGACUUGUCAGUCUUCUUCUGAGAACAGUCAGGUUGCCUCAAACUCUUCAGGGUCGUAUCCUUCAAACCACAGAUACAAGAGUUGCAGAGAAAGCGAUGAUGAAAUAGAGGAUGAUGAGUUAGACUGCGGUGAAGGCGUUCUAGAUGAAGAGGAAGAAGAGUAUUGUAGUGAUGAAGCAUUUAGUGAGGAUACGUUGCAUAACCAAACCAAAGAGGAGACUGAUGCAGAGUUGAGAGGGUCUAAUGAGAGUGUUAGAGAUGGAAACCACUAUGCUCAAGGAGUACUUAGCCCCGUUGAGAAUCUCACUCAGUGGAAAUCUGCUAAAUCCAAAGGGCAAAGAAUACAGAAACAGUCUGAAAAGGAGAACUCUAACCUCAUCUCAGAUCAACAAGACAAGAGGGACUCUGCUUCUCUCAGCGCAGAGACUCAGAUUGAACCCGAGAAACCGAGAAACGAAGGAUUAGCCGUUGAUGCUAGCCUUUCAACCUGGUUAUCAACAUCUGAGACGGGUAGUGAAUGCAACAGCGUCUCUGUCACACCCGAGAAAACCAAGUCUAGCUGCUACUCGAAGCGGGCUAUACUCAGCCAUGACGAUAGACCUGUACUAUGUGCAUUGACAAUGGAGGAGGUCAAACGGUACUCGGCUACUUCUACGCCAAGGAAAUCACCUAGCAAGAGUCCCGAUGAGACACCUAUUAUAGGCACAGUUGGUGGUUACUGGGGUAAUCACGUAAAGGCAAUAGACUGUGACUCUCCAUCUGCAUUCAAGGGAAUACCGAACACCACCAGCAAAUAUAGAGAGGAUAAGAGCGUGAAUUGGCAUUCAACACCAUUUGAGGCAAGACUGGAGAAAGCUCUGAACAACAAAGAUAAAUUAUAG